AUGCCAACAGGAUCAGCAGGAGUUUCAACAACCACUACAUCAUUAGGACUCUCUAAUGCUGCCUCUACCUCUGGAAACACUGUUCAAGUGGGAACAAGUACAUCAUCCGCUGCUAGUCAUUCAGUAACCACUACAACAUCAGGCAACCCCAAUUUUGUCUCUACUUCUGAAAAGAUUAUAACCACUUCAUCAACUGCAGUACCCUCAAAAACUACUGCAGCAUCAGCAACCUCUAAAGCUGCUUCCACAUCUGGAAAUACCACUCCGCUGGUAAUUUAUCCUACAUCAACUGCAGGAAGUUCAACACCCAUUACAUCAUCAUCAACCUCUAAUGCUGGUUCUACAAUUGGAAAUAAUACUCCCGUGAUAAUAACAUCAACUUCAAAAGGUUUAAUAACAACUACAUCUUCAACAACCUUUACUGCUGUGUCCACAGCUGGAAAUAUUACUCCAGUGAUAACUACUACAUCAACUGCUGCUCCUUCAACAACUACUACAUCAUCAGCAACCUUAAGUACUGCAUCAACACCUAAAACUACAACUUCAGUAUUAAUAACUACUACAUCAAGUUCAGGAUUGUCAUCAUCCACUACAUCACAAAAAACUCCUAAUUCUGCUUCAAUACCUGAAAAUACUACACCAGUCAUUAUUAAAACUACAUCAGCUGGAGGGGGUUUCCCAGCAACUUUAUCACCGCCAUCCAAUGAUGAUUUUUUUAUUCCUACAACAAUGGUUAUAACUACAACUACAUUAAUUGAAGAACCUUCAACAACUUCACCAUCAGCCACCAGUAAUGAGGAUGUUACUACUGAAAAUACUACACCAGAGGUUAUAACUACUACUCAAUUUAAAGAACAAUCAACAACUUCACCAUCAGCUUUCUGUAAUGCAGAUUCUAGUACCAAAAAUACACCACCAGUGAUCAUGCCAACAACAUCAACAGCAGGAACUCCAACAACCACUACAACAUCAGCCACUUCUAAUCCUGUCUCUACUCUUGGAAACACUACUCCAGUUGUAAUAACUACUACAUCAACUGCAGUACCUUCAACAACUACUGCAUCAUCAGCAACCCCUAAUGCUGCUUCUACAACUAGAAAUAAUACUCCAGUGGUAAUGCCUACUACAUCAAUUGCAGUACCUUCAACAACUACAUCAUCAUCUGCAACCUCGAAUGCUGUGACCACAACUGGAAAUACUCCUUCUGUGUUAUUGACUACUAAAUCAACUACAGGACCUUCAAUGACAACUACAUUAUCAGGAACUGCAUCUACGCCUCGAAUUGCAACUUCAGUAGUAAUAACUACUUCAUCAACUGCAGGACCAUCAACAACCACUGCAUCACCAGGAACCUCUAAAGCUACUUCCACAUCUGAAAAUACUACACCAGUGAUUAUUAAAACUACAUUAUCUGGAGAUGUAUUACCAGUAACUGCAGUAACUACUACUACAUCAUUUGAAGAACCUUCAACAACUUCACCAUUUGCGACCAGUGAUGAAGAUGUUACCCCUGAAAAUACUACACCAGAGGUUAUCACUACUACAACAUUUAAUGAACAUUCCACAACUUUACCAGCUUCCUGUAAUGCAAAUUCUGGUCCUAAAACCAUGACUCCAGGGGUUAUGCCAAUAACUUUACCAGCAGUAGUUUCAACAAGCUCUACAUCAUCAGGAACCUCUAAUGCUGCCUCUACCCCUGGAAAUACCGCUCCAGUGGGAACAAGUAUAGUCUCCUCUGCUAGUCUUUCAGCAACCACUACAACAUCAGCCACCUCUAAUAUUGUAUCUACUCCCGGAAAGACUACUCCAAUGGUCAUAACUACUAAAUCAACUGCAGUAUCUCCUACAACUCCUACAUCAUCAACAACCUCUAAUGCUGCUUUCACACUUGGAAAUGUUACUCCAGUGGUAAUAACUCCUGCAACAACUGCAGCUCCUUCAACAAAAAGUACAUCAUUGGCAACCUCAAUUACUACAUAUACACCUGGAACAACAACUUUAGUUAAACUAACUACUUCAUCAACUGCAGGACCAUCAUCAACCACUACAUCACCAGGAACUUCUAAUGCUCCUGCCACACUGGGAAUAACUACUUCAGUUGUAAUUCCUCCUAUAUUAUCUGCACAAACUUUUACAACCACUACAUCAUCGACAACAACUAAUCCUGCUUCCACGCAUGAAAAUACUACACCAGUGAUUAAUAAAAGUACAUCAUUUGGAGGAGUUUUACCAUUAACUACAGCACCACCAACAAAUGAUGAUUUUUUUACUCCUGGAGGCAUACAUACUACAACAAUGGUUAUAACUACUCCAACAUUUGAAGAACUUUCAACAACUUCCCCAUCAGCAACCGAUCAAGAAAUUGUUACACCUGAAAAUACUACACCAGAGGUUAUAAUUACCACAACAUUUGAUGAACAUUCCACAACUUCACCAUCAGCUUCCUGUAAUGCAGAUUCUAGUACUAAAACCACAACUCCAGUGGGUAUGCCAACUUUACCAGCAGGAGUUUCAACAACCAUUACAUCAUCAGGAAUCUCUAAUGCUGCCUCUACCACUGGAAACAUUGCUCCAGUGGGAACAAGUAGAUCCUCUGCAAAUCUUCCACCAACCACUACAACAUCGGCCACCCCUACAUCAUCAGAAAAGACUACCCCAGUGGUAAUACCUACUACAUCAACUGCAGGACCUUCAACAACCAGGACAUCACCAGCAACCUCUAAAGCUGUUUCCACUGAUGGAAAUACUCCUCUAUUGAUUGUUACUACUACAUCAUCUCAAGAAGAUUCACCAUCAAAUUCACCAAUACCAUCCAAUGAACCAUCAUCAACUUCAGAAACUGAGACUCCUACACAAAGCCCUACUCCAGGAGAAGGGUGUAAUGGUCCACCAACUAAAGUUCAACCGAGCACCACAUCAAAUCUAGAAUUUGCUUUUUCUUUUCCUGACAGUUUUUGGGAAUUCCUAACAUUUCCCUUUUAAACAAGCUGGAAUUCUUACAUUAAAUAGAAAUAACAAACAAACAAACAAAUCAGAACGCAAAUUUUUACCUUGGACAGCCACUGGCUGUACUGGUCAAGUAGCUAAAAUUCCACAUUCACUACCUUCUUCCAUAUUAGCCAAAUAUAUUGCAAAGAGGAAACCAUCACAUAUUUAAGCCCUAUUAUUUUUUUUAAGAUGUGUAUCAAACAAUCUAAUCUGGAUCAGCUACUACAACAACAGAACAAAAAACACACUACCAGUACAUCAGUGGAAAAUCUUGUGUCUGCAUCUGCUUCUACACUAGCUAAAGUGCAAAUACGUCUGCACAAAUUAGUAAUGUAGUAAAAAAAAAAACAUUAAACAACAACAACAACAACAACAACAUGAAGUGCAAAACUACAGAUGGAGCUAUGGCAAAAAUCCCAAACAUGCCUGCAACAGGUAUCAGCUCCUCUGCCAUUUUCAUGGACGAACCUUUUUCAGAUCUAACCUUAAAGAAUGUUUUAUAUAUUUGCUUUUAGAAUUCUCUGCAAAUAAUCUGCUAUGUGUUUCGUAGAAUGUAAAGAGAUAGAAUAAAGUAUAGAAUGCUUUCAUAUAUAAUAAAAUAAU
Molecule: messenger RNA, 3591 nt
Organism: Clarias gariepinus (North African catfish)
Lineage: Eukaryota; Metazoa; Chordata; Actinopteri; Siluriformes; Clariidae
Product: mucin-5AC-like
Exons: 1
Coding region: 1-2982 (993 amino acids)
Source: RefSeq, a predicted model, not a curated record